Molecule: messenger RNA, 1080 nt
Organism: Cutaneotrichosporon cavernicola
Lineage: Eukaryota; Fungi; Basidiomycota; Tremellomycetes; Trichosporonales; Trichosporonaceae
Exons: 1
Coding region: 1-1080 (359 amino acids)
Source: RefSeq, a predicted model, not a curated record
AUGAGCCGCCCACCGCCCCGCAAGAAGCAGCGGGUGCUGCGGCAGACGGACAUUCGCGGGUUCCUCAAGCCGGGCCUCCCGACCCUUCAGCAUCUCGACUUUACCCAACAUCCCACAGUCGUCAAGAUGAUCGUCACGUACCUUCCUCUCCGGUCGCUCUUGCACCUGCGUCUUGCUUCGCGUGCGUUGCGAGAUCAUGUGGACCACAUCCUCCGCGGCCAUCUGGUCCUGAAGCCGGGAAACCAUCUCGACGGCAUCACUGGCCCCCUCCCAACGUUUCGGCAUACGAAUGCGGACGAGGUCUUGGGUCCCAGGCGCUGCUGGUGCACCUACUGUCGCCGUCACCCCAGCAAGAUUGAGCGCGAUCGCGUCCGGACAACUCUCCUCGACGCUCGCAUUCUCGACUUGCGCUAUAUGACCACCCACAAUCUUCGAGUACUCAAGAACCUUCUGGCCGACAGGUGUUCACCCGUCCCAAUCGUCCGGCUCUGGAUGUGGUGCACCAAACCCCAGCCCGGCGCCCUCCCCAUAUCCGCCUCGACUCUCAUCGUCUUCGGCUGGGCCGGCGUGUGGGAGCCGACGAACGGUUACCGUUGCGAACGAUUCAGGCUCCCGCCCUGGGGAAUCCGCAAAGCGGUUUUCAACCUUCAAGUCUCCCAGACCAAGGUUCCUUUCAUGUUCCACGGCCUCUUUGUCAAGCGCACUCCUCCCGCAAGCCUGGAGAAAGUCGUGUUCGUCUUCCACGCAAACUGGGCAUCCGACGAUCGCCCUUCCGCGCUCGAGCCGCUGCAAGCCGCCAUCCCGCGGAUCCUCCAGCUACUCACGGAGGCACGGCAGCGGCGGCUGCAGAUCAUCUUUGUCAACGCCGAAGCCAUCUUCCCCGCCACAUUCCCCAUCCCAAGUCACAACACCAAAUACCCCAGUUUCUCCGAGUGCAGCUCCCUCAUCGAGUACGUGACGGCGUACUACAUAUCGGUGCGAGGUAGUGAGGAGUUUAUGGAGAAGGUGAUGUUCAUGACCCUGGACGAGUACCGAGCCGAUAUCGGGCCAGAGAUGUUCCGGGUGGAGACUUUGGGAUAG